This is a messenger RNA of Medioppia subpectinata, 528 nucleotides long. Lineage: Eukaryota; Metazoa; Arthropoda; Arachnida; Sarcoptiformes; Oppiidae. The record is from the annotation of a GenBank genome assembly.
GCUUAUUACGAUGGACUCGACAGAAGAACCCUUAGGGUCAGAAACAAUGUUAUAAAAAUACAGAUCCAUGAGCUCUGGGAUACAGAGACUCUCGAUUAUGAUUACUGUGUGCUAACACUGCAGGACGAUAUCGUUCAGUCACCCACCGUUCAGACCAUAGAGUUGGCCACCAGUGCUCCAACACAGGGUACUACAGCUCAACUGACCGGUUGGGGUAGGACAUCGGGCACAUCUAGCACUAUACCCUAUUUACUACAGUACACCAUCAUGGACAUUGUUUCCUGGGAAGUGUGUAAUAAUAUAUGGGAACCGACGGGUCAGACGGUUACAGACCGUAUGAUUUGCGCGUCAAACCCGUCAGCCGGUGGUUGUAGUGGUGAUACCGGUGGUCCCUUAGUAGCUGAUGGUAGAUUGGUAGGUAUUUUGUCUUGGAAUGGUAAAAAGUGUCCGGCAAACACUGUUGAGUGGCCCAACUGGUACUCCGAUGUGGCCAAUCAAUGGCAAUGGCUCAGCGAUCAUAUCACUAAA